GCGGCGGCGGUGGCGGCGCGCCCUGUGUAUGGCCGUGGCGCCGAGCAUGGGCCCGGAGCGCGUGUGUCCCCGGGAGCCCGGGCUGCCCGAGGGCCCGGACGGCGCGGCGGGCUGGAGCGGCGACGAGGAGGAGGAGGAGGAGGAGGAGGAGGAAGGCGGCGGCGGGUACUUGUACCAGCCGCUGAGCCAGGAACCGGAGCAGGGCCCCGGUGAGACGGGCCCCGGCCUGCAGGAGCGGCUGCAGAUGCUGAGGCUGCACCUGCCCGACCCACCGACGGACAGCGAGGAGGAGGAGGAGGCGGAAGGCGCCGCGGCUCAGAGCAGCCGCAGCUCCAUCCCCAUGGAUGCAGAGCAUGUGGAACUGGUGAAGAGGACGAUGGCCAGCGUGAAGCUGCCUACCCUGGGCAUCCCCGCCUGGGCCAGCCAGAUCUCGGAGGAGCAGUGGAAGGACGUGGUGCAGCGCACACUGCAGGCCCGGCAGAGCCUCGGCGGUCCCCGGCCCGAGUGGAAGUGAGAGCUGAGCUGCAGCACCCCAGCCCUUCCUCCACCCUGCAGGCUCCCGCUGCCUCCAAGCCAGGUGCUGACAGGACUUGCCAGUAUCGACCUUCCUGUUUCUUCCACUGACAUUGUCUGAUUUACCUCUCCACUCCUCUUUCCUGGUUCUGGCUGGUGCAUAAGUCAAUGUGAUGUCCUUGGGUUGGCUUCCUCAGCCUCUGAGGAGCCCGACUGGUUUCUAUACCUGAGUGCAUGUGGGGCGAGGGGACUUAGCUGGCUUUGUCCAGAUUCCCUCAGGACAAACACUGGAUUUGUCCCCGUCCUGACAGUACCUGAGAAGUCCCUCUCCAGGCUUGGGCCCCUCCUCCCAGGACAGGGGCUGUGUUGGAAUAUCAGAGGCAGAGCCAGAUGUGUCAUUCCAAGAGAUUGGUUUUAUUUAGUUCUGUACAUACAGGGACAUCUGUACAAAAUCCAACACUUUCAUACUAUGUAAUGCUCUACUGAAAAUAAAGUACACCAUAUGUACAUAUGAACUGUAA
This is a messenger RNA of Empidonax traillii (willow flycatcher), 1034 nucleotides long. It is a transcript of the gene MEA1, whose product is annotated as male-enhanced antigen 1. Lineage: Eukaryota; Metazoa; Chordata; Aves; Passeriformes; Tyrannidae. The transcript has 3 exons. The coding region runs from base 29 to 514 and encodes 161 amino acids. Gene Ontology annotation, biological process: spermatogenesis. The record is from RefSeq and is a predicted model, not a curated record.